AAGAAGAAAAGAAAUUCCUAGUUAACGAAUUACGGAAUAUAUAUGAUGCAUUAAGAAUUGAUGAUGAUUCUGUAGAAAAACGACUCUGUAACAUUUGCCAAAAUUUGCAUCAAGCAAUCCAAUAUUGUGAAUUCUGUAUUC
This is a messenger RNA of Dentiscutata erythropus, 141 nucleotides long. The record is from the annotation of a GenBank genome assembly. NCBI's taxonomy places the organism in Eukaryota, Fungi, Glomeromycota, Glomeromycetes, Diversisporales, Gigasporaceae.